Messenger RNA from Chinchilla lanigera (long-tailed chinchilla), 4429 nucleotides. It is a transcript of the gene Rhobtb1, whose product is annotated as Rho-related BTB domain containing 1. Gene Ontology annotation, molecular function: GTPase activity; protein binding; GTP binding. NCBI's taxonomy places the organism in Eukaryota, Metazoa, Chordata, Mammalia, Rodentia, Chinchillidae. The record is from RefSeq and is a predicted model, not a curated record. Gene Ontology annotation, biological process: small GTPase-mediated signal transduction. The coding region runs from base 327 to 2417 and encodes 696 amino acids. The transcript has 11 exons.
GGCAGAAGAGGUUUCUCGAGUGCCCGGCAGCCGCACCCCGAACUUGGAGCCGAGAACGUGCACAACAGGCACCCUAAGCGGGGGCUGCGCCGGGGAGGGAGCAGUGUCGCCCGAGGAGGGCUUUUUCCUCGAAAGACAGUGGUGGGCAGCGGAGGACCUCGAAAGGGGGUACGCCAGUGGCCUGGGCCCUGGCACCCUCGAGAGGCUGGACCGGUCAGCCCGUAGCUGGCGCCCCCCCUCCGGCGCGGUGGCCACGGAGUCUGUUGAAAGCCUAGCUGUGAGCAGAGUGUUCCCUUCUGCACUUCCAGAAAGACAGAGUUUUAUAAAUGGACACUGACAUGGACUACGAAAGGCCCAACGUCGAGACCAUCAAGUGUGUGGUUGUGGGGGACAACGCCGUGGGGAAGACGCGCCUGAUCUGUGCCCGCGCCUGCAACACCACGCUGACCCAGUACCAGCUGCUGGCCACCCACGUGCCAACUGUGUGGGCGAUUGACCAGUACCGCGUCUGCCAGGAGGUCUUGGAGCGCUCCCGGGACGUUGUUGAUGAAGUGAGCGUUUCUCUCAGGCUCUGGGAUACUUUUGGCGAUCAUCACAAAGACAGGCGUUUUGCAUACGGCAGGUCAGAUGUUGUGGUCCUCUGUUUUUCGAUCGCCAAUCCCAAUUCCCUAAAUCAUGUGAAAACCAUGUGGUAUCCAGAAAUCAAGCACUUUUGCCCUCGCACACCUGUUGUCCUAGUUGGCUGCCAGCUUGAUCUCCGCUAUGCCGAUCUGGAGGCUGUUAAUCGAGCCAGACGCCCAUUAGCAAGGCCCAUAAAGAGAGGUGAUAUUUUGCCCCCAGAAAAAGGCCGAGAGGUUGCAAAAGAACUUGGUAUACCAUACUAUGAAACAAGUGUAUUUGACCAGUUUGGAAUCAAGGAUGUAUUUGACAAUGCAAUCCGGGCAGCGCUGAUCUCCCGUCGGCACCUGCAGUUCUGGAAGUCCCACUUAAAAAAAGUUCAGAAACCUUUACUUCAGGCACCCUUCCUACCUCCAAAAGCCCCUCCACCGGUCAUCAAAAUUCCAGAGUGUCCUUCCAUGGGGACGAACGAAGCUGCCUGUUUACUGGACAAUCCUUUGUGUGCCGACGUCCUGUUCAUCCUCCAGGACCAGGAGCACAUCUUUGCACAUCGAAUUUACCUUGCUACCUCUUCUUCCAAAUUUUACGAUCUUUUCUUAAUGGAAUGUGAAGAAUCCCCAAAUUGGGGCGAAGCAGUUUGUGAAAAGGACACACAGAGCAGGGAGUCCCAGGGGUGGACGCUGAGUUUUGAUCCAGCUGAGGAAGGGGCGGAAGGCCCCCCUAGGACACCUCAGGCCGACCCGGGGACAUCCUCAUGCCAGGACCCUUCAGAGACCCUGGGGCUAGAAGCCGAGGGUUCAGUUCCCGAGACGCAGACCCUGUCAGGCUGGAGUAAGGGGUUCAUUGGCAUGCACAAGGAGAUGCAGGUCAAUCCCAUUUCGAAACGAAUGGGGCCCGUGACUGUGGUCAGGAUGGACUCAUUGGUACAGCCAGGCCCUUUCCGGACCUUGCUGCAGUUCCUUUACACGGGGCAACUGGACGAAAAGGAAAAAGAUUUGGUGGGGCUGGCUCAGAUUGCGGAAGUCCUAGAAAUGUUUGAUUUGCGGAUGAUGGUGGAGAACAUCAUGAACAAGGAAGCCUUUAUGAACCAGGAAAUCACCAAAGCCUUUCAUGUCAGGAAAGCCAAUCGGAUAAAAGAGUGUCUCAGCAAGGGGACCUUCUCAGAUGUGACCUUCACUUUGGAUGACGGAGCCAUCCAUGCGCACAAGCCACUGCUGAUCUGCAGCUGUGAGUGGAUGGCUGCCAUGUUCGGGGGGUCCUUUGUGGAGAGCUCCAACAGUGAGGUGUAUCUCCCAAGCAUAAACAAAAUGUCAAUGCAAGCAGUGUUGGAUUAUCUCUAUACCAAGCAGUUGUCACCUAACUUGGACCUGGACCCACUGGAAUUAAUCGCCUUGGCAAACAGAUUUUGCCUGCCACAUUUGGUUGCACUUGCAGAGCAGCACGCGGUCCAGGAGCUGACCAAGGCUGCCAUGAGUGGCGUGGGCAUCGACGGGGAAGUGCUCUCCUAUUUGGAACUGGCCCAGUUUCACAAUGCGAACCAGCUGGCCGCCUGGUGUUUGCACCACAUCUGCACCAACUACAACAGUGUUUGUUCCAAGUUCCGCAAGGAAAUCAAAUCCAAAUCUCCAGACAACCAGGAGUACUUUGAGCGGCACCGCUGGCCCCCGGUGUGGUACCUGAAGGAGGAAGACCACUACCAGCGCGUGAAGAGGGAGCGGGAGAAGGAAGACAUUGCACUAAACAAACAUCACUCGAGACGCAAGUGGUGCUUCUGGAAUUCGUCUCCAGCAGUGGCCUGAAGAGGAAGCAAAAUCACCCAGUAACCUGACACACCCCUUUUCAAAGCACUGCUGUAAAAUUAGUCUUCUGAGAGAUGCAAUGUAGUUCAGGUUUCAGGCACUGACCUUCUUCCACUUUUGUGCAUUUAUCUUUGUUAGGAUCAAAGCACAAGCUCACCAUCUAUGAGCCUGGACAAAAAGGGAAGCUGACUCUCACUGCAUUCCUUAAACUAACACUUAUAUUUUUUGUUAGCCGGCUUAAUAAACUUUAGUCCGUUAUUUUGUUUCUUUUUAUACAAAGAAAAUAUCCAGCUUUCAUGUUUCAGAUUCCAAAUUGGAAAAUAUUUUUAUACGGUCUCUUGUAUUUUGUUGAAAUGAAAAUACUGUGUAUUACUUUAUUUUACAGGCCACAAACUGACCAUGACAUUGCCUUGUGCGUCCCUGGGCCCACAUGACCACCGCACAUUAUUGUGGAAUUAGAGGGUUAUCUUCCUGUUGUGAAGGAAAGGGUUGGGCUGAGAUCCCUCAGAGUGCGAGUUGAAAGUGCUUAAUCUCUGUUCUGCUGAAUAACAUCGGUCUAAUUACCAACUCAACUCCAAGAAUGUGUAUUUACAAUAUUUGCUGUGUAAGUGCUAGUAAUUAUAUGGUUAUAUGUGCCAUGUAAAAUAUAGUGAUAGCAAAUAUUCCUUGUUUAAAAUGUCUUAGAUUCAAGAGGAUAAUCUUUAUAAUCAUUAGAAGGGCUUAUUAAAUCACAGCAUUAUCCAGGGCAGACUCCCUCGUGGACCUGAAUACAUUUGAUACCGUCAGAGCAUCGGUGUUUGGAUCGCUGAAUUAGGGUUUUUGUCUCGCAGUAUUCCUUGCUCUGGCCGUGCUUCUGCUUGCAGACUCUCCACUGACUUGAAUUGAGAUGGGCAGGGGAAAAGGUCCCUGGACUUAUCCCACCAUCCACAGGUUUGUCACCUCUCACUACCAGAAACAGGCUUCCUCGGGUCUCCCACCUGCAGCCAGUUUCAUUUUGUAAAACAUAUUUUUAACUCUUCCCAGGGAAAAUUCAUGUUGCUGCAGAAAUAGGCUAAGGUGUUCCACCACUCACCACUUCUGCUGAAAUUCAGCGGGGCCCCUGAGCGCUCACAGCUGCAGGCGAGGGGUCCCUGCCUUCUUCAACACAGAAAGGAGUCUAAUCCCAGGAGUCUAGGAUAUGGUGCUAUUGUGAGUUAGUUUUGACCCUCGGUCCUUCUGAGUUCUCAGUGUUAAAAUACAAAAUGUUGAGCCAGAAGCUUUCAAGAGACGGUCAGUCACUGCUUCUCCAUAAAUUAAAAUGCUGCAGCACAUACGGAGCGUCGUAAGGCCACCGCUGCAGGCCUGCCGUGGGAUGCUGUGUGGCAGGGACGGGCUCACCCUGCUGCAAGGCCAACUUUCCAGUGCUAAGGGCUGCUGAUUUCAUCUUCAUUUUCUUCUGUCUUUUCCAAAGAUGGAAAAGAGACAGUCGACUCCAAACCCCAGUGCUACAGCCAUGUGCAUUCGAAAAUCUGUCUAGAUUACAGAUGGGCAUAGUUGUUCCUGGCAAUGGAAACACACAAGAGUGUAGAGAGGUUCAGAAACACGUCACCUCUUGUGACAAAAGAGGGGGCAGUGGAGUGAGUAUGAUGAUAAAUACGUCCACUGUAUUUCUUAAAGUAAGGUUGUAAAUGAUCAAUGGAAGAAGACAUGAGCCCAAAUGAGAGGGUAAAAGUCAAGACUCGGGGAGAACUGACAUGGACCCCAUCAGGAGAUGACAGAGGUUGAGUUUCCAGUGAGUGGUCCUAGUUGAAUUUAUACAACCAAAGCUCCCAUUUGAUUGUAAUCUUGCCAAAAUGUAAUGGACAUACAAGUGGAUGUGGGGUACAAGCAAUAAUAUCCACUAAUGUUGUUAUCAGCUGCUGUAACCAAGUGGCUGGUUCAUUUGGUUGAUGCUGAUUAUGGCCUUUAACCAUGGUGGUUUGUUUCAUGUUUUUUAUUUCACAAAAAGUCAAUAAAACUGUUUAGCUAUAAAA